Molecule: messenger RNA, 1866 nt
Organism: Asterias rubens (European starfish)
Lineage: Eukaryota; Metazoa; Echinodermata; Asteroidea; Forcipulatida; Asteriidae
Product: THAP domain-containing protein 11-like
Exons: 2
Coding region: 183-755 (190 amino acids)
Source: RefSeq, a predicted model, not a curated record
UUGAACUACCUCGAGCCACUGGACAAUCUCAGUGGUGUAGUUGGUAAGACACUGCUCUAGAAUCACAAAGGUCAAGGGUUCAAAUCCCAUUCGAGUUAUAUGCCUGUGAUUUUGUUUUCACUGAAUUUUGUCUUCUUGCAACUCGAAUGACCAAUUGAGUCAAAAUGUUCAUGUGAGUGAACAUGCCAGUGAGUUGCUGUGUGGUGGGCUGUGCGAAUCAGAAGUUGAAAGGCAAUCGUUUGUCCUUUUUCCGAUUUCCCAAAACAAAUCGUCACAAAAGAGGAGCGUGGAGGCGAGCAGUGGGUAGAGGUUGCGAGUGGGAAUUGACGGGCAAUGAUCGUAUUUGCGGGGAGCAUUUUGUCGGAGGCUGGCCGAGUGAUUUCCAAGAGGAUGAGAAAAAUCGACCAACAUUGAACUUAAAUGUCAAGGUUCUCAGCGAUACCAUACGUACCCAACAAUCUGAUCGUUGUCAACGUCUGGCGAGCCGUCAACAAACAAUUGAUGAAGAAUUUGAGAAGAAAAGGAAGAGAGAAGAGGAGGAACAGGCUGCUAUGGAGCUAAGUUCAUCACUGAAUGCAUCAGUGCAUAUGGAUAGUUAUGCCGCAACUCACCAAGAACUGCGUGAUGAGGUCAAACGGCUUUCAGAUGAGCUGAAGUCAAAGGAAAAGCAGUUCACAUUGUCUACAAAAAUAAAAGAAAACGACAAAUACACCAAAUUCUACACAGGUCUGCCAAACUGGGUCACGUUUGUAUAGCUUUUUAAUUUGUUACUGCCAUUCACUCACAGGGUGAGAUAUAAUCAUGGGUGUAUAGAUAAGGAAACAGAUGGAUUAAGGAGACAUAUGAGGCUUUCACUUGAAGAUCAACUUUUGGCAACUUUGAUGCGAUUGAAAGUUGGGUUGUUUUUGACAGACCUGUCAGAUCGCUUCAGUGUAUCUGUGUCUCAUAUGUUCUGAAUAAUCACUACUUGGGUCUUUCUGAUGGAAAAAGUUCUAUCUCCUUUUGAAUUUGCCACCCACUAUUGACAUCAUUAAUCAGACAUUACCUGGACAGUAUUCAAAGUUUGAAAAUAACGUUUUAUAAUAGACUGUACUGAACUAUUCAUUGAGACCCCUUCUAAUUUCACUGCUCAGUCAUUAACCUGGAGUUCUUAUAAGCACCAUAAUACCGUCAAAUUUCUUGUAACGAUAUCUCCAACAGGUUUUAUUUCAUAUGUAAGUGAAGCGUGGGGAGGCAGAACAUCAGAUCGUACAAUAACUGAAAAAAGUGGUUUCCUAUCUCUUCUAAACAAGGGAGAUCUUGUCUUAGCAGACAAAGGCUUUACAGUCGGUGACGGGGGGCAUUUCUGAAUAUUCCGCCCUUUCUGAAUUGUGUGUUUGGACAGUUUACUGUUGAUGAAGUUUGCCAAACCCAAAACAUUGCAGAGGUAAGGAUACAUGUUGAGCUGGCCAUUGGAAGGGUCAAACAAUUCCACAUUUUGGACCCCAAUAUUCCUCUUUCUCUGAAAAGCUCACUCGGUACUAUUUUUAAAGUUUGCUGUUAUCUAUCCAAUUUGUCAGAUCCUCUUGUGUUCUAAAACAGUGCAGCGUAAGUAACUGAAACUAACUUAGUACUCCACCCCUGGUGCAGAAGCGCUAUAUUUUUCUGUAUUCCACUCACUUGUGUGAUAACUUUUAUUGUUGUCUAAAUUGAUAAUAUAUUGGUAACAUUUAUUGAGCUAAGCAGGAGUGUAAAUAAACUGUGAAACAGUGAAUAAACUAAUUUAUUGCAAUUAAAUUGUUGUCUAAAUUGAUAAUAAAUUGGUAACAUUUAUGGACCCGAGCAGGAGUGUAAAUAAACUGUGAAACAGUGAAUAAACUAAUUUAU